AUGGGUGUGAGUUCUAUAAAUUCACUUUUUAACACCUCUGUCUCCCAUGCAGUUGUUUUGCUGGAUUCUAAGGAGUCGCAGGCCGAAUUGGGCUGGACGUCGCACCCAUCAAAUGGGUGGGAAGAAAUCAGUGGAGUGGAUGAAAACUACAAACCGAUUCGUACCUACCAGGUCUGCAACGUCAUGGAGUCGAAUCAAAACAACUGGCUGCAGACAGGCUGGAUUGCCAGGCGCAGUGGCCAAAGAAUCUUCAUUGAGCUGAAAUUCACCCUGAGGGACUGUAACAGCAUCCCUGGAGUGGUUGGCACGUGCAAGGAGACCUUCAACCUCUACUAUGUUGAGUCAGAUUCUGAUCUGGGCCGCAGCAUCCGUGAGAACAAGCAUACAAAAAUUGACACCAUCGCUGCCGAUGAGAGCUUCACCCAGGGGGACUUGGGCGAGCGCAAAAUGAAGCUGAACACAGAGCUGAGGGAGAUUGGGCACCUGAGCAAGAGAGGCUUCCACCUGGGCUUCCAGGACGUGGGUGCUUGCGUGGCUCUGGUUUCCGUGCGGGUUUAUUACAAAAAGUGCCUCUCUACAGUGCAGAACUUGGCAGUGUUUCCAGACACUGUGGCAGAAGCAGCAUUUGCAACCUUGGUGGAAGUUAAGGGCACCUGCGUCAAUCAUUCUGAAGUAGACCUGGAUAGUCCUCCCAGGAUGCACUGCAGUGCGGAGGGGGAGUGGCUAGUCCCCAUUGGGAAAUGUACAUGUAGUGCUGGCUUUGAAGAGAAGGAUGAUGGGUGUGAAGCUUGCCCUACUGGAUUUUAUAAGCUAUCCCCCCGACUCCCUCUCUGCUCUCCCUGCCCCGAACGCAGCUUCACACAUCGAGAAGCCUCCAUGUUCUGCACGUGCCAGAAGAACUACUCCCGGUCCCCGUCAGACCCGCCAUCUGCCUCCUGCACCCGUCCCCCAUCUGCUCCAAGGAAUCUCAUCUACAGCCUGAAGCAGUCCACGCUGGUUCUGGAAUGGAGCGCACCAGCAGACUUGGGCGGCCGGACCGACGUCACCUAUAACCUCCUUUGUGACCGCUGCUCGGCGGCUCUCCGGCGGCAGUGCGAGCAGUGUGGCAGCAGCGUUGGCUUUGUGCCUCAGCAGACGGGAUUGGUGGACAGGACCGUUACCCUGGUGAACUUGCUACCACAUGUUAACUACACUAUCCGUGUGGCAGCUGUCAAUGGCGUCUCUGAUUUCAGUGCCUUGUCAAAGCCUCAGUACGCGGAAGUGAACAUCUCCACCAGCCUCACAGCACCAGCUCCUGUCGCUGACAUCCGCACAGAUAAAAUUGAACAGAAGAGCGUUUCCUUGUCAUGGCAGGAGCCGGGCUUCCCAAGUGCCAGUAACACGGAGUACGAAAUCAAGUACUAUGAAAAGGAUCAAAGAGAUCAAAGUUACUCGACCGUGAAAACCGCGUCGACGGCCGUGACAGUCAGUAACCUCAGGCCUGGCACACUCUACGUCUUCCAGGUCCGGACAGCAUCAGCCCAGGGUUAUGGAAACUACAGUCCUGGCAUCGAAGUGGAAACCUUGGGGGAACCUUCCAUUCAAACCUGUUGUCAAGACCAUCUGAUUUCACUGUCUGAAGGAGGGGCUGGGAGAGAUGUGACUGUGGCUCCCAGCGAGCAGAACCCUAUCAUCAUCAUCGUGGUGGUUGCAAUCGCUGGGCUGAUCGUGCUGGUUUCCAUGGUGAUUGGUGUGAUGAUCUGGAGGAGACAGUGUGGGUACAGCAAAGCCAGCCAGGACGGAGACGAGGAGCUGUACUUCCAUUUUAAGAUACCAACCAGGAGGACGUACAUUGACCCUGACACCUGUGAAGACCCCACGCAGGCCGUGCACCUCUUUGCCAAAGAGCUCGACAACUCGAGUAUCAAAAUCGAGCGGAUCAUUGGAACAGGAGAGUUUGGAGAAGUCUGCCGGGGAUGCUUGAAACUUCCCAGCAAGAGAGAGCUCCCGGUUGCCAUCCAGACCCUUCGAGCUGGCUGCUCAGACAAGCAGAAGCGCACCUUCCUGGCAGAGGCUAGCACCAUGGGCCAGUUCGAUCACUCCAACAUCAUCCGCCUGGAGGGCGUCAUCACCAGAGGAAAUACCAUGAUGACUGUGAUGGAAUACAUGGGGAACGGAGUGCUGGAUUCGUUUCUCAGGAAACACGAGGGCCAGUUCACAGCCGCCCAGCUGACUGGUAUGUUACAUGGGAUUGCUUCCGGCAUGAAGUACCUGACCGAGAUGGGUUACGUACAUAAAAGCCUUGCUGCCCACAAAGUCCUUGUGAAUAGCAACCUGGUUUGCAAAAUAUCAGGCUUCAGACAGUCCCAGGAAGAUAAAAUGGAGACCAUCUUCACCACCAUGAGUGGGAAGAGCCUGGUGCUGUGGUCAGCCCCCGAAGCCAUCCAGUACCGUCGCUUCAGUUCUGCCAGUGACGUGUGGAGCUUUGGCAUCGUGAUGUGGGAGGUGAUGUCUUACGGGGAGAGACCCUACUGGGACAUGUCCAACCAGGACGUGAUAAAGGCCAUCGAGGAUGGGUUCCGGCUGCCUCCCCCGAUGAAUUGCCAGCCCCCGCUUCACCAGCUCAUGCUGGAUUGUUGGCAGAAGGAGCGAAAUGAGAGGCCCAAGUUCUCACACAUCCACAAUAUCCUAAGCAAGAUGCUUCAAAACCCAGAGCCACUGAAAUGUACCACCUCCACUUGCACCAGGCCUCACAGUCCAUCCAUCCCCCUGGCCGAACGCACUUUCUCAGCCUUCCCGUCUUUCAGCUCUGUGGGUGAGUGGCUGGAAGCCAUAGAGAUGGGCAGAUACAAAGAUAACUUCACCGCGGCGGGGUACUGCUACCUGGAAUCUGUGGCAAGGAUGAUGGUCCAAGAUGUCCUGAGUCUGGGAAUCACCUCCGUGGAACAUCAGAAAACCAUCCUGAGUGGGAUCCAGACCCUGCGAGCCCAGGUGAUACAGAUGCAUGGUCGAGGCGUGCAGGUGUGA
Messenger RNA from Terrapene triunguis (Three-toed box turtle), 3006 nucleotides. RefSeq names its product EPH receptor A10 (gene EPHA10). The transcript has 17 exons. Gene Ontology annotation, cellular component: neuron projection; plasma membrane. The record is from RefSeq and is a predicted model, not a curated record. Bases 1 to 3006 code for a protein of 1001 amino acids. Gene Ontology annotation, biological process: axon guidance; protein phosphorylation; cell surface receptor protein tyrosine kinase signaling pathway. Lineage: Eukaryota; Metazoa; Chordata; Testudines; Emydidae. Gene Ontology annotation, molecular function: transmembrane-ephrin receptor activity; ATP binding; protein binding.